Messenger RNA from Pectinophora gossypiella (pink bollworm), 906 nucleotides. RefSeq lists its product as uncharacterized. The coding region runs from base 47 to 841 and encodes 264 amino acids. The transcript is spliced from 3 exons. Lineage: Eukaryota; Metazoa; Arthropoda; Insecta; Lepidoptera; Gelechiidae. The record is from RefSeq and is a predicted model, not a curated record.
CAUAUCGCGCGCUCGCCAGCAUUGUAGUGCGGGCAAUGGUGGAGAGAUGGCGGCACUAGCUCUGUGGUUGUUCGUGCUGGCUCCAGUGGUGUGUGGAAACCAGGAAAACGCUCGAGAAGGCCUGAUGGAUCAUCUCACUCAUGGAAUGAAGUUUGCCUCGAAUUUGCUUGGAUCAGAAUCCGUUGCAUUGAAAGUGGCAGAAUUCGUAGUGCGCGCGUUCCAGAAUGCAAACAACCCACCAUCCAAGCCUAUUCGUAGACGACCGCUGCCUGACGCAUAUGAAGAAGGCACUUCCGAUGAGGAGACAUUCGAAAAGCGACCUGAUUAUAACAUCAACGAGGUGCCGACUCCCAUGACACCGCUGAAACACCUAGUUAGGUUGUUUGGUCUCCAGCCGAACCAGAUUAGCGCUGUUGCUGUGAAUGCUCUUGUGUUUGUUGCACAAAUGAUAUCAACAUUUCUAGCCGGACCCAAACGACCCAGCAGACCUUACCGCGUGGAAGACCCGACCUCCUGGAUCCUCAACAAGAACUCUAGAAGUCUUCAAGACCUCCUCGCUACGGCAAAGAACGAAUCAUUACCAGAGACCAUUGAAGACCUCAUUAAACAACAAGGUUCUGAUGAAGAGACGAGCUGCAUCAGACUUUUAGUCUGUAAAAUUACUCCCUUCGUGAAUAGAAUGCAGAAAGCUGUUUUUGGGAAUGAUAGUGAUACGGUAUUUGAUGAUAAUCUGAAAGGAUCUGCUGUGUUGUACCGUCACCUACCGACCGAGGAGGAAAUUAAUAGGAGAAGUGAAGUCUGUGAGAAGAAACACGCUGAUUGUGACUUGAAUGAGUUGUAGUGUUUGAUCAGUAAAAUAUUGUUUGUUUGUUCUUUUAUAUAAUAAACGUAUACAUUUUCUUAGUA